GCUUAGCAGUAAGAAUUACCGUGCAAGAAAGCAACACUACACAUCUCUUUUAGUACUUGUUGUAUGUGUCAAGUUACUUAGCUUCUUCUACUUUACUACAUAGUACAUACAUUACGUGUUGCUUGGAUGACACGUAGACUAAAAGUGUUGGACCGGCUGGCUGGCGUGACAAGAUAGAUAUACCUGUAAAUGCCUGGCGUGUCACCGUCAUGUAAAACUGCAAAUAUAAAUGGAACUUUGCUCAGCCUCCUUGAUAAAUGCAAAUCAAUGCUUGAACUGAAGAAACUUCAUGCUAUUGGGAUUUCUUUUGGUUUAUCUCAUGAAGACUCUUUUAUGUUCAAAAUCCUUUCAUUUUCCGCUCUGUCCAAUUCAGGUGACAUUGAUUACUCCUAUAGGGUUUUCUCCCAGCUUUCCAGUCCAACAAUUUUUAGCUGGAAUACAAUCAUAAGAGGCUAUUCAAAUAGCAAAAAUCCAAUCCAUUCCCUAUAUAUUUUUCUAAAGAUGCUUCGACUUGGGGUUGCACCGGACUACUUAACAUACCCAUUUCUCGUGAAGGCGUCAGCACGCCUUUCAAACCAGGAAAGCGGUGUAUCCGUGCAUACCCAAAUUAUAAAAACUGGGCAUGAGUCUGAUAGAUUUAUCCAAAAUUCUUUGAUUCACAUGUAUGCUUCUUGUGGGAAUAUUACGUGGGCUCAUAAGAUAUUUGAUAGUAUGCAGGGGAAAAAUUUGGUUUCAUGGAAUUCCAUGUUAGAUGGCUAUGCUAAGUGUGGAGAAAUGAUUUUGGCUCAGAAAGUUUUUGAGUCUAUGCAAGAGAGGGAUGUCCGGUCAUGGAGCUCUUUGAUUGAUGGUUAUGUGAAGGCUGGGGAGUAUAGGGAAGCUAUGGCCAUCUUUGAAAAGAUGCGGGCCAUUGGUCCCAAGGCCAACGAAGUGACUAUGGUGAGUGUGUUGUCUGCCUGUGCACACCUCGGUGCUCUAGAAAAGGGACAAAUGAUGCACAAGUACAUUGUUGACAAUGCUUUACCAAUGACAAUGGUCUUACAAACUUCUCUCGUGGACAUGUACGCCAAAUGUGGGGCAGUAGAGGAGGCUUUGUUUGUAUUCCGCAGCGUCUCAAAGAGGCAAACUGAUGUGUUCAUUUGGAACGCAAUGAUCGGAGGUCUUGCAACACAUGGGUUAGUAGAAGAAUCUCUUAAAUUGUUUAAGGAAAUGCAAAUGGUCGGUGUCCAAUCUGAUGAGAUCACAUACCUCUGCUUGUUGGCCGCCUGUGCCCAUGGAGGACUAGUCAAAGAAGCAUGGUACUUCUUUGAGAGCCUUGUUAAAUGUGGCAUGACACCUACAAGUGAGCACUAUGCUUGCAUGGUAGAUGUGCUGGCGCGUGCAGGUCAAUUAACCACGGCAUACCAAUUUAUUUGUCAAAUGCCCAUAGAACCUACGGCUUCCAUGUUAGGUGCUCUUCUUAGUGGGUGUAUUAACCAUAGAAAAUUAGAUCUUGCAGAAACAGUUGGCAAGAAGCUUAUUCAGCUUGAUCCAAACAAUGACGGAAGAUAUAUUGGCUUGUCAAAUGUUUAUGCGGUUGUCCAACGUUGGGAUGAUGCAAAAAGCAUGAGAGAAGCCAUGGAGAGAAAAGGGGUGAAAAAAUCACCUGGGUUUAGUUUUGUUGAAAUAUCUGGGAUCCUUCAUAGAUUUAUUGCUCACGAUAAAACACACCCUGAUUCAGAUGAAACUUAUUCUAUGCUACAUUUUGUUGUCUGUCAAAUGAAACAUGGUUGUCGCCAUGACAAUCAGGAGGAGACUUUGUUGAGUGAUACAUCCAUAGAAGAUGAUUUGAUCCUCUUCUGAGUAGACUGCAUUAUAGUUUGUAGCAAUUAACAUUUGUUGUGGAAGAGUUAUUGCACAGGACCUGGAUUUCAAUGUAAGUUAUCAAAGUCCUUUUGGUUUUUGUGUGCAGCAGGCUUACAGCUCACCGAAUGUAACUUGCUACCAUAUUUCAUUGUAAAAACAAAAUUGUGUACACUAACGAGUAAUAACUUUAACAAAUUACACUCACCACUCGCGAAAUAUGUUAAAAUGUCACUCACACCCCUCUAUUUUCCCAAAAAAAACAUCAACAGUGUUAGUGGGGGAGUAGUUUCCCGACAUUUUCUUAUAACUUUCAACGACGCAUAAACAGUGUUAGUGUUGGAGGGAGUUUUAUGUCAUAGGAAAGAAUAAUUAAGGGAAGUUAGUGUAUUUAAAAAUUAGAGGGGUGCCUUGAAAAACCUGAUGGUUCUGGAAUUGUUGGCGGUUUGUUGACCACCCUGUUUACUACAUAUUUUUGUGGACACAAAUUUUAUAUACAAAUAAAAAUUGAGUCAAUAAUUUUUAUAUGUAAGAUUUGAAAUUAAGAAUUUACAUAAAAGGAAAUUAUCCCCUUUCCUACCCGAACUGAUGGGCAUCAAUUUGAAUAGUGGUUCUUAUUAUUUCAGAUUAUUUCUAACUUGGUAGAAAAUAUCUUAGUUGAAAUUGACAGGCAUCCAUUGCUUUGAUCCUUGGCUUUUCAUAUCAACAAACUAAAAAUGGUAUUACUAGGAGAAUAACUAUGACCAGCAAACAUUGUUCGGUGCCUAUUUCCUAACAUUACAAAUAUAAUGUUAUGUCAUUAUCACUGCUGGAAAAAAGAUCAUAAGAUAUUAAUGAGUGCUGUCCAUUAUGCUUUUGACAUGAAAAUAUUCAAAAUGUCUUAUACGGUUAUACCAUUCCACAUGCUUUUGCAAAACAACUUUUGCACAGCAGACUUUUUUAAUAUUAAUUUUCUAUAUCUUAGCUAAUAAUUUUGACCAUCCCUUUCAUUGCAGAGUAUAUAGUACAACAAGUAGUCAUUCAUGUUGUGCUUAGUGGAAUUGUCAUUGACAUUCCACAUCUUGAUUUGCUUGUGUAUCCUUUAUGACACAUUGCUCUUCCUCCAUGCUUUUUCCCAAUAAAAGAACAUACAUUCCAACAAUAACCAACACAGAUCCUGCAAUACUGCUUAUUAUAACAGAUAGGGAUACAUUAGGAACAAUGGAAUGAAGAAAAGAUGUGUAAAUCAUAGAAGGGUAAAAAGAAAAGAAAAGAAAUCAACCUUCCUAAGUAUAUUUCCUCCUUUAGUAUAGUGAAAUCAAGCACAGCCACAAAUAUUUGUAAAAGAGGGGUAAAUGCUGCAGUAAAAACUGGACCUCUUUGUUUGACACACCAUGACAUUGCCACAUAACACAGGCCUGACCCCACCAUUCCCUAGGAUCAUAUAAGUAACAAUUUUGAAUUCUAAGCUUUUUAUAUUUCAAUAUGAACUUAACAGAUAGUUUUAAAAAUGAUUUGGAUUUGGUGCAGUUACAAAUUCACGCAUUUAGCACAUUGAUGGUCGUUGGAUCGAGAUCUCAUGAUGCAAAGAGCAAACAGAUUUUGAUUUUUUUGAAACUCUAAAAUACUAAGCUUGAAAUCUGAUUGUCCAAUCUUAUAUUCAACGACCACAAUGUGCUGAUUGCGUGAGAUUUUUGACUGCAUCAAAUGCAAAUCCUUUUGAAACAUUGUACACGAUGUAUUUGUAUUUAUCAAAGAGCAUACGUACAGCAUAUAUUACACACAAUAUUUCUAGCUUUCCUUUGAGGAUCCAUGAUGCAUUGUUUCUCUUGAUAACCAAAGUUAAUAUUGCUGAUUGAAUAGCAGCAAAAAGUGACAAAAUAGCUGUGCUAGAGUAUUGACAUGGAUACUUUUUGCUAAUCUUAGCUUGUAUAACAAACCAAGAAGACCACAUGAUGCAACCUGCAGUCAAAAGUAUUGAACCUAUAAUCCAUUUCCCUAACUUGGGAGGUGCACUUGUAUAUGUAUUGGCUAUGUGUUGAGAUUGUGAGCUGUUAAUGGAAAUUCCUUUAUAAAGGGCUAAUAUCAAAACUCCACCAAUGCACACAAUAGUUCCCAAGAUUUUGGCUUUACCACUCUUGCUUUUCAUGUUGACCUUCUCUAUCCUAAAAUGUUUUCAAACCAAAAGAUAAAUAAAUAAAAAGUUAUUGUAGUUAUAUUCCAUAAUCAAGUAAUAUCUCUUUGUUUAACAAACUUACCCAAAUGGAAGUGACAUUAUGAAUGUAAAUACAGGCACCAUGUUGAGGAAUGCACAUGAGAAUGUGGCAGAUGUAUACUGAAGUCCAAGAAGAAACAAGUAUUGAGGGAUUGUUACUCUGAAAGGUAUUCAUAGAAUGUUAAAAUCGUAGAUUUGGUCGAUUAACUAUAGUUAUAGUUAUUACAGUUAAAACAUUAGUAUAUAGAACCAGAAAAGUUCAUACCCAACAAGAGCAGAGAGAAAAAGGAGACAUAUUAUGUGAGCCUCCAAUUUGUGUUUCCUGUAAAAAGCACAAAACUGAUUUCUAUUGUAUUUUGCAUUGCUCUAGAAUAAACCUCAAUUUUGUUACUUGAUUGUGGAAUAAACAAGCUAUAAAUAAGUUCUACCAAACGUGUUUAUGGAUUCUAACCUUUCAUAGAACC
This is a messenger RNA of Trifolium pratense (red clover), 4497 nucleotides long. RefSeq names its product pentatricopeptide repeat-containing protein At5g08305. Bases 190 to 1839 code for a protein of 549 amino acids. The transcript is spliced from 2 exons. Gene Ontology annotation, molecular function: RNA binding; protein binding. NCBI's taxonomy places the organism in Eukaryota, Viridiplantae, Streptophyta, Magnoliopsida, Fabales, Fabaceae. The record is from RefSeq and is a predicted model, not a curated record. Gene Ontology annotation, biological process: RNA modification.